This is a messenger RNA of Harpegnathos saltator (Jerdon's jumping ant), 828 nucleotides long. It is a transcript of the gene SsRbeta, whose product is annotated as signal sequence receptor beta. The transcript is spliced from 4 exons. Lineage: Eukaryota; Metazoa; Arthropoda; Insecta; Hymenoptera; Formicidae. Gene Ontology annotation, cellular component: endoplasmic reticulum; membrane. The record is from RefSeq and is a predicted model, not a curated record. Bases 140 to 712 code for a protein of 190 amino acids.
UGUUGGCACUUCUUCGCGUGUUAUUUUGCGGUCGCCGACUCUUUCGCCGUAUGGAGUGAUCGAGUGAUACGAGUCGUAUUGCGGUGAAUAGGCGAGGAUAACAAAUACAGAAACGUAAAACACUGCCCACGCUAUAAUAAUGAAGUGGCAUAUUUUGCUCGCAGCUGUUGCUGUAUUAUUUACAGCUGGAUAUGCGGAGGAAGAAGAGGCUGCUAGGUUAUUAGUCUCUAAACAAAUACUUAACAAAUAUCUAGUAGAAAAUAUGGAUAUAGUUAUUAAGUAUACUAUUUACAAUAUUGGCAAUGUGGCUGCAUUUGAGGUUGAGAUCACAGACAAUUCAUUCCACCCAGAUCAUUUCACUCACGUGAGCGGCGAAGUGAAUGCCAGGAUAGAUCGUGUACCCCCUUACACAAAUGUAAGCCAUACAGUUGUUGUGAGACCACGCAAGUUUGGAUUCUUUAACUUUACCUCAGCCGAGGUCUUAUACCGCCGCAAAGAGGAUGCUCCUAGACUGCAGGUAGCUGUAAGUAGUGAACCAGGCGAAGGACUUAUUGUGGCAUACAGAGAUUAUGACAAACAAUUCUCAUCUCACGUAAUCGACUGGGCUGCUUUCGCUGUGAUGACUCUACCUCCACUAGCUAUUCCGUUCGCUCUGUGGUAUUCAAGCAAGAGUAAAUACGAGAAACUACUGAAAAAUACAAAGAAACACUGAUGCUGUACUCUAAGAUACAUCUAGGUCAUUUUUCUGUUUUCACAUACUAUUGUAGGGAACACGACUGUUCUGCUAACAUACAUCUACUUUUGUAAUAAACAUUAUUUAUGAAAGUA